Molecule: messenger RNA, 1318 nt
Organism: Amaranthus tricolor (Joseph's coat)
Lineage: Eukaryota; Viridiplantae; Streptophyta; Magnoliopsida; Caryophyllales; Amaranthaceae
Product: probable thimet oligopeptidase
Exons: 8
Coding region: 139-546 (135 amino acids)
Biological process (GO): peptide metabolic process; proteolysis
Molecular function (GO): metalloendopeptidase activity
Source: RefSeq, a predicted model, not a curated record
UUGGUUCAAUUUGAAAACAAAUGGGUGAGAGAGAGAAAAAGGGUGUGGUUUGAAGUUUAUUUAACACUACUUUCUGAUUCUAACCUUUGAUACAAUUGUAUGUCAUCUUUGUCUUUCUAGGUUCCAGUUGUUCUACUAAUGUGCGAAUUCUUGAAAGAAGAUGGUAACUCUCCAGCAUUAUUACGGUUUUCUGAAGUUGUUAGUCUUUUCCAUGAAUUUGGCCAUGUGGUCCACCCUUUGUGUAAUCGUGCAUCACUUGCUCGGUUCUCUGGCUUGUGUGUUGAUCAUGAUUUUGUUGAGAUUCCUGGGCAUGUUUUUGAAAAUUGGUGCUUCGAGAGCAGCAUCUUGAAAUUAAUAUCUGGUUAUUAUCAGGAUGUCACAAGGCCAAUCAAGGAUGACGUUUGUAAUUCUUUGAGGAAAUGGCGAUAUUCAUUUUCUGCUCUUAAGUUGAGGCAGGAAAUUCUUUACUGUCUUUUUGAUCAAAUAAUACUUCUACUGACAACGUCAACUUCCUCGAGUUGUUCAAGUUUCUUCAUCCCAAGGUGAUGUUGGGGUUACCAAUCUUGGAAGGUACUAACCCAGCUUCAUGUUUUCCACACUCAGCAAUUGGUUAUGAAGCUAGUUGCUACAGUCGUGUAUGGAGCAAGGUGUUUGCUGCUGAUAUAUUUGCUUCCAAGUUUCAUGAUGGUGGACUCAACCAUCAUAUUGGCAUGCAGUUCCGCAACAAGAUUCAUCCUCUGGUAUGAAGAAAGAGCUUGAGCUCUGAAAGGUACAAGAAACUACAAUAUCGUAAUGCUUUCCAGUUUCCACCACUUUCAUGAAGGGUGUUCUAAUCUCAGCUUUUACAAAAGCCAAGGCAGAAAAGGGUCCGUGCACUUGGAUGCGGUGCGACAUCGGUUAUUGUGCCUCAAUAAAUCAUACACCCUCGUGUAAAGAAUAAUUUUCAAAUUACUCCUUCACAACUCUACUUUUUGUUAAAUUAUUGCUCUCUUUUUCUCAUUUUAUUCUAGUCUCUGAUCAUUCAGGGUUUGUCAUUAUUAAUAUCUUCCAUUAUCAGGGGCCAUUUUAUUGGAAAAUGUUGCAUCUUUGUCGGAAUUUUUAUUUUUAAACUAUUUUUUAUUUUGUCUAUUUUUAUAAUUUCCUUUAUAUCACUAAUAAUUUGGUGCCCCUAUUGUGUCAAUAAUAACAUGCUACUCCCCAUCACUAUAUAAUGCGUAUGAAUAUUGAAUACUAAUUCUCUUUAGAGGUGUUGAUUCGGGUUUGAUAUUUAGGAUUUGUUUCUUUUUCAGAUUGUUCAGUUUAGAUUUUAUCAAUCUUG